Rhagoletis pomonella (apple maggot) is the source of this 2678-nucleotide messenger RNA. Its product is annotated as protein RCC2 homolog. NCBI's taxonomy places the organism in Eukaryota, Metazoa, Arthropoda, Insecta, Diptera, Tephritidae. The transcript has 4 exons. The coding region runs from base 140 to 1138 and encodes 332 amino acids. The record is from RefSeq and is a predicted model, not a curated record.
UCGAUGCAUCGUUUGCAUCCUAGCUAGUAUCGUUUGAUCCUUCGUUUGAGCGUCACUUAUAUUGGGAUACUUUUGUGGAAUAUUUGAGGUUCAAGGCCUAAAAAGUUAUAAAAAUCCCAAGAAUCAAUCAUCUCGCAUUAUGUCCGCAAAACGUAAAUCUGGUGGAAACGGAGCAGGACCGAACAAGCGUCAUUCCAAGAAGCAAAAUGAUUUUGAAGAAGUUCUAAGUGAUGCUUCGAGUGAUGAAGGCCAAUCUACCUCUAACCAAGUUGAAGUUUUAAUACCUAAUGAUAAUCUAGAACCGCCCAGCAAGCUCCCAGAAGAAUUACUGACAUCUUUUGAUAAAACGCCGGGACAAAUGCUCAUUGCUGGAAUGGUCACAUGGGAUUUGACCGGGAAACGAGAUCGGAAAAAUGUAGUGAAAGUUCGACCAAAUCUAUUUAAUUUUCACCGAUUUACUGAUGAAAAGUACCGAUAUUGCGCAAGUGGCCCUAGCUCUGCGCAUACGCUUCUUAUUAAUAUGGGUCGUAAGGCAAUUGCUUUUGGGCGCAAUCCAUCAGGUCAGUUGGGCUUGCCUGAUGUGAAGAUAUGUGAACGGCCUACUAUGAUACCAGGGUUGGAAAAAUUUAAUAUCGUGGAGGUGGCAUGUGGUCGUCAUCAUUCCCUUUUUUUGACUGAUACAGGUACUGUUUACGCUUGUGGAGAAAAUAAGUCUGGUCAAUGUGGUAUUGGUAACACUCAGCCAGUAGUAAACAUACCAACACCGAUAAACUACCGUGGUCCGCCAAUUAUUCGUAUUGGAUGCGGCGCGGAAUUUUCAGCGAUUCUUGAUAUCAAAGGUAAUCUGCACACAUUUGGAUUACCUGAAUAUGGUCAGCUGGGUCAUAAUACAGAUGCAAAGUACUUUGUCAACGCCAACAAAUUAUCCUUCCACUUUGAAACUUCGCCUAAAAAAGUUCUUCUUUACAUAGAAAAAAAUAAGGAAGGACAUGUAACACCUGUGGACAAUGUUCAAAUUGUGGAUUUUGCGUGUGGUAAUAAUCAUACGCUUGCCACAUUUUUUCGUGCAAGGCAUGUGCUCGUGAUGUUAGAGCUUUGGCCGCUAGAUUUGCUGACCUGCGUAGUAAAAGCCAAGUAAAGUCAUGAAAACGCGCUUCUAUCCUGAGCGCAUCAACGUGUGUUGCAGUAAGCAGUCCUGACGCCGUCCUGAAACAUUUAUUCAUUGCCGCAUUAACCUUAUUUUUGUUUUUUUCAGAGGCCCAUCCAUAAAUAGUCAAUCCGUGUUGGAUUAUACCUUCGGUCAUGGCUCGACAAAUUGAAAUUGCUGUGUCAAUAUGCGGACCUUUCUUCCUAGUGCAAAAUAUUUUCAGCAUGUUGUUAACUUUUUUCAAUUUGUCGCAAAUUGUAUUUACGUGGUCAUUCCACAACGCAUUUCUGGAGAAAGUUAACCCUAGUAUGGUAAUUUUCGAUUUAAGUUCCAUAUUUUCAUUUCCUAUUUUUAAUUUCGAUGGGUCGCAUUUAUAUUUCCUACAGAUGUGCAUAGCUUCCGCUUUUCUUAAGGGUACCACCGCUCCUGUAGCUUUAGCCCAUUGCUGAAUUUUGUCGUUGAACUCAUUCAAACUUUCGCUUAUUUGCUCUGGUGUACCUGAAGAGAGCGCAAAAAUGUUAUCGGCAUAUAUGCCCACAUAGUCCACACCGUUUGUGUUUCUGAUGAGUUUGAUUAGAGUGUUGCAGUAAGCAUUGUACAGUAUGACCGACAGAGGAGAGCCUUGUGGUAGGCCAUUAUCUAAAUUGAGGGUUUUUGACAGAAAGCCGUCUACGCGGACUGAGAUUCUUCUAUGGGACAUGAAGGAUUGAAACGUUUUUAAUAUAUGUUUCGGUAUUCCCCAGCCGGCCAUUUCCUUUAUAAUGACCGAUAAUAUAACCCUAUCAAACGCCUUUUCUAUAUCCUCGGAUAGUAAUACACUGUGCUUAUUCAUUUUAAAGUUUGUUUUUAUAUUCGAUUCUAUUGUGUGACACAAUGUGUGAACACCGUGUUGUGGUAAAAAACCAUGUUGUUCUGGAAGGAACCAUGUUUUGCAACUUUCUCUAAUUCUCCGUGCUAGAAUUUUAUCAAAAACUUUGGCCAGCACUGAAAUAAGCGAAAUAGGGCGAUAUCCCUCCAACAUGUUUGGACUUUUGUCUGGUUUGGUUAUAGGCGAUAAAAUCGCUAGCUUCCAAUAAUGUGGGUAGAUUCCAGUUUCAAGGAUUUUAAUAUAUAAACGGCAUAACCGAAUUUUCAGCGAAAUGUGUGAGUGUUGGAUCAUGGUGUACGUUAUUUUAUCAAUACCUGGUGUUGUGCCUUUUGAGAUAUUUGUCGCUUCAUUGAGAUCAUCAAUUGUUACUUCUCCAAACUUGUAGGAUAGGUUGAGGUUCUCAGGUAUGGAGUCUAUGUUUAUAAUUCGCUUCCUCCUUAUUAAUUCAGGGUUGAAUGAUUGGUCUGACCCAAUUGAGCUCCAUACUUCUGCAAAUUUAUCUGAUAACUUUUAACUUUUGUAGUUAACUUUUUGUAGUUAAUUACAUUUUCCUGGUUCCGUUUAUUUUUGUAGGUAUUCCAUGCUGUAUUUUUUAAUCGGAUCAGUUGUGCUAUCUCGGCGUUAAACCAUAUUGGGCUAUUUCUUAGUUUAGUGCGUUUUUUC